UUAUGCUAUAUAUCGGAGUGACGACUGGAAACUUGUGGCUUCCCGUAGAUUUAAUAUUUUAUGAAUCGUGGGCUGACCCUGGCUGCGAUAGGAUCUCGAUAAGCUCGAGAUUGGCUUGAGUGAAAGUGAUAAUAUCGAUGCCAAGAAUUUCUCACUCAUGUGAUGAGCAGCGCAUGUGAGGAUUCGUGUCCUUGGACGAACUAUUUGUCGGAGGCGAUCAAUAAAUGCGUGCUCAACCUAUUAUCGUUGCUGUCGACGACAUUCGGUCUAACCUUUAAUUUCAGCGACAUCGUCAUCUUCGAUGACGAGACGUCGUUGAAAUUCCGCGAAUUCUUUCACGAACUGAUAGCAUUGCUGUCAUUCGACGAUUUCCAGCUGCAGCUGCUCAAAGUCUUCCUGUUGACCUUCGUAAGCAGCGUGGCGUUGAUCUUCGUUGCCUGGCACAUUUAUGGUUCCAGAAUUACGGAGCAAUUCAUGAAAACAGGCGCUGCUGAAGAUUGUAAUUCGUCAACUGAGUAAUAUAUUGAACGUUCGAUUGAAAUACUAAUCAACGACCUUUACCCAACAAAUAUGGCUGAUAAAAUCAAAUCUUUUUUCACAAAGAAGAAAACAAACGCAAAGUUCAUGAAAGCAGGAAAGGGAUACAAAUUGACAGAGACCACCAGUACCAUAUGUACUUCAACAGAGCCUAAAGAACCACUUAGGAGAGCAGAACCUACGGAAGAAGCUAAAACAGCAGGUCAAGCUGCCUUAGCAAGAUUAGAAGCAAAGAAAAAUGAUAAACCAAGAUUUAAUACAUCAUAUGCUGCCAUUCAAGCACGUGUCAAGCGUGAACUGGAAUUGGAAAGAAAAGCGCAGCAGGAUUUACAACAGACGGAAAAUGCAACAUUGAAAGAGAAAAAAGAUAAAAUUGUAGAUCCGUCUAUUUUUGCAGUUACUGAUGUGUUUUUCCGUUGCCCGUAUUUAUCUGAUGAAAUAUUGUUACGAGACGAGUGGAAAAAGAAAAUAAGAGAAUUUCUAUAUGAGCAGUUAAUGGGAGAGGAAGCGGGAUUAACAGCGUGUCUUAUUAUUCAAAGUUGCAAUUCCGGAAAAGAGAAGAUCGAGAGCUGUGUAGAAACACUUGGCAAAUAUUUGGAUAAUAUUAUUAACAAUCCCGACGUGGAGAAAUAUUGGAAAAUCAGAAUGUGUAACAGAAUAUUCCAAGAAAAAGUUAUGCCUGUUGAAGGAGCAUUAGAUUUCUUAAAAGCAGCUGGUUUUGAACAGAAAAAAUUAUUGCAUAACGAGAAUGAAGAAGACUUUUUAGUAUGGAGCCCUGAUAAUUGUAAUAUUGAGACUCUUACAAUGUUAGAUGAAGCAUUAAAGUCUGCUGAACCCAUUCCUAUUGAAUUGGAUAGGAAUUUACAAGUAUUAAUGCCUAGCCAAGCUCGUGUGAGAAAUGAAUUGCCACCUAGCUUCUUCUCGAUAUCAGCAGAAGAAAUAAAAAAAGAACAACAGUUGCGAACGGAAGCCGUAGAAAGAAAUCAAAUGCUACGAACAAAGGCUAUGAGGGAGAAGGAUGAACAGCGUGUUCUUAGAAGAUAUAAAUUUGCUGUACUCCGUAUUAAAUUUCCAGAUGGAAUAAUAUUACAAGGUACUUUCUCGGUACACGAGAAGUUCCAGAAUGUAAUUGAAUUUGUUGCUGAAAAUUUAAUUGACGAUAAAGUGCCCUUUUUAUUGGUAACGCCGGACGGAAUUAAGCUAGUAGAAGAAUGUCAUGAAAAAUCACUUUUAGAAUUACGAUUAAUACCUACAGCUAUAUUGGAAUUCUCAUGGAAUGUAACUGACAAACAAAGUAUGCCUAAGAGAUAUUUGAAAGAAGAAGUACUUACUUAUAUACAAUCAGUUUGAAAGUAAUAUAUUUUGGUACAGAUAACAAUUUAAAACAUCUUAUUUUUUAAAUAUUUUCUUGAUAUCUUUAAUCAUUAUCAUGAUGUUCUGGUCAUUCCAGUUUUUUGAAGAAUUUUUUCUAAUGUAUUGCGUCUCUUUCUAAUAUAUUAUUAUUUAUGUGAAAACCUCAAUUGUAAAAAAGUGAUAAAUUUAUGCUGAUUAGGAAUUUAAUAUGAAUAAAUUUAUUAUUUUAUUAAAGUAUA
This is a messenger RNA of Solenopsis invicta (red fire ant), 2129 nucleotides long. RefSeq names its product UBX domain-containing protein 6 (gene Gint3). Gene Ontology annotation, cellular component: cytoplasm. Gene Ontology annotation, molecular function: protein binding. The record is from RefSeq and is a predicted model, not a curated record. Lineage: Eukaryota; Metazoa; Arthropoda; Insecta; Hymenoptera; Formicidae. Bases 571 to 1887 code for a protein of 438 amino acids. The transcript is spliced from 6 exons.